AAACAUACAGCAUUUGCUACUUUUCCCAAUGAAAAAGCAGCAAUAAAGGCAUUGACAAGACUUCAUCAGCUGAAACUUCUAGGCCAUACUUUAGUUGUUGAAUUUGCAAAAGAGCAAGAUCGAGUUCAUUCCCCAUGUCCCACCUCAAAUACAGAGAAAAAGAAAAGGUCGGAUGACAAUGUGGAGGAUGAUAAAGAGAAGAAAGAGCCUGACUUUUUGACAAUAGAAAAUGGAAUUGCACCAAAUCAUGGGCUGACUUUUCCUCUAAAUUCAUGCCUCAAAUAUAUGUACCCACCACCUUCAAGCACAAUCCUUGCAAAUAUAGUAAAUGCCCUGGCAAGUGUGCCGAAAUUCUAUGUACAGGUGCUUCAUCUUAUGAAUAAAAUGAAUUUGCCCACACCAUUUGGACCUAUUACUGCACGACCCCCAAUGUAUGAGGACUAUAUGCCACUGCAUGCACCCCUUCCACCUACGUCACCACAGCCACCUGAGGAACCUCCCUUACCAGAUGAGGAUGAGGAUUUAUCUAGUAAAGAAUCAGAGUAUGAAAGCAGUGAUGAGGAGGACCGACAGAGAAUGAACAAAUUAAUGGAACUAGCAAAUCUUCAGCCCAAAAGACCCAAACCUGCAAAGCCACGCCAAGUGAGAAAAAAGCAAAAAAUAAAGGAUAUGUUGAAUGUACCUUCGUCAGCUUCACAUAGUUUGCAUCCUGUGCUGUUACCAUCAGAUGUAUUUGACCAACCACAACCUGUAGGCAGUAAAAAAAUUGAAUUCAAUAUAUCUACCAACAUGCCAGCAGCAUUUAAGAAAGAUUUGGAGAUGGAACAGAAUAACGAGGAAAAAAAUUCUGAUUCACCAGAUACUGGACUUGAUGAUUCAAAUACAGGAUUUGGAAAAAUCUUCCCCAAACCUAAUUUGAACACCACGGAAGAGAUUAAAGACGAUUCUGAUGAAAUGCCCUCACAAUGUAUUUCUCGAAGGGAGUUGGAUAAGGGUCGAAUUUCUAGAGAAGAAAUGGAAACCCUUUCAGUUUUCAGAAGUUAUGAACCUGGUGAACCAAACUGCCGAAUUUAUGUAAAGAAUUUAGCUAGACACGUUCAAGAAAAGGACCUUAAAUUUAUAUUUGGAAGAUAUGUUGACUUUUCUUCAGAAACACAGCGGAUAAUGUUUGAUAUUCGCUUGAUGAAAGAAGGACGUAUGAAAGGACAAGCUUUUGUUGGACUUCCAAAUGAAAAAGCAGCAGCUAAAGCCUUAAAAGAAGCUAAUGGCUAUGUUCUUUUUGGAAAACCCAUGGUGGUUCAGUUUGCUCGAUCUGCUAGACCAAAACAAGACUCUAAAGAAGGAAAACGGAAGUGAUAGGAGUGGAAAAAGGUUCCUUCUGAAUUCUCUGUCUUUCAAGUACUGUGGAACUAUGAGAGAAGAAAUUGGCCAUCUGUGGAACUGUGGACAAUGGAACUGUGCGUAACAACAUUGAAAGCAUUAAAAAAUCUUCACAUUAGUGCUUGGAGAUAUUUUAUAAUAGUUUAUUGCAUAUAAAAUAAAUUAUUUUCUUCUUA
Messenger RNA from Cricetulus griseus (Chinese hamster), 1556 nucleotides. Lineage: Eukaryota; Metazoa; Chordata; Mammalia; Rodentia; Cricetidae. The record is from RefSeq and is a predicted model, not a curated record.